This is a messenger RNA of Brassica rapa (field mustard), 2499 nucleotides long. RefSeq lists its product as uncharacterized. Gene Ontology annotation, molecular function: microtubule binding. Gene Ontology annotation, biological process: microtubule cytoskeleton organization. Gene Ontology annotation, cellular component: cytoplasmic microtubule. The record is from RefSeq and is a predicted model, not a curated record. Lineage: Eukaryota; Viridiplantae; Streptophyta; Magnoliopsida; Brassicales; Brassicaceae.
CAUUAUUAUGGGUAUUAAAACUAUGAUAUAUAUUGUUUUUCAUUUUCUCUUGAUGGGAGAAGAGAGUGGGGUGGAUGAUAAUCGUUCAGUCUGUCAUUUGUAAUUUCUCUGCAAGACAUGUUUUGAAUCAUAACUCAACCGGAAUAUUGACAUUUUUUAUUCAAAAGAUAUGCACAAUCAUUAAACUAACUAAAACAUAUAAUAAGUUAUAAGUCUCUAAUGAUUGAAUCAGAAAAUGUUGAGUAAAGAAAUGCUUUUGAUUUUCUCGCAUCAUUGUGUAUUUGAUAUCUUAGAUACAAAACUUUGAAACUUUUGUUAUAUACAAACCUUUUCUUUAUCAACUUAAACUUAAGACCACACAUUAUUUUUCACUACUCAAAACCCAAAUCCUUCAAAUGAUUCAUGUUGGUUUAUACGGUUUUGGCCAGAUUUGAAUUUAGUUCUUAUACUAAAGAAGUACAAUAUUGAUUCAAAGCUCUUAGUUAGAUCAUCCAUUUUUUUUGUCUGUGCACCAAAAAAUGUAGCCAUUUAAAGUCAUCGUUAUCAACAUUCAUGAUAAAAGAAACAUUUACAAAACAUUGCUAGAAGAAAACCAUUUAUAAGAGAUUUUAUGCUAGUUCAGUAGAUUCACAGCGACUAGUCGACAGUUGACGAGGAUGUUUUUGGCGCUGGAAUGUCAUUAUCAAAAAAAUCUAAUCAAACAAAAUGAACAUAAUAAUCGCUAAAGUAUAUAAAAUCAAAUCAACCCAAAAGAGAAAGUGAAUUUUACUUGGAAACAAUAUAUUCAGUGAAGAAGAUAUUUUGGGGAAUAAAAUAUAUGUGAUCAGAUCAGAUUAGCAGAAAAAAAAAAACAUGAAUUUCAACCGCGAGGCAAUCACUUAAACUUCAUAUACGACACCGUAUCAAGCCAAACCAUGCGAAUACGACGUCGCUAAGAAGCACACCAUAUGAAUACGACUCGUGAAAGUACAUCGCCGGUUUAUAAUUAGUCGCCUUCAACAAAUUAAAAAAGACUCUUUCUCACUCGUUUUCUCGUCGCAGUUCAAAUUCCAUUUCCUUGAAUUUAGAUUUCUAAGGUCGGCGAUUUUCGAGUCCACGGCGUUUCGCCUUUGUUACUCAGAGGCUGCUACCUCUUGCUGCCACUGCUUGAUUCGCCGUUCUUCACGCAGGUAACUUUCACGUAUGGCCACUAAUACUUUACAAGAUUUGAAUUCUCUCCCUGUAACUGAGAAGAUGAGUGAAUGUAAAGCUAGCUUAACCAAGCCUUGUGUUGGGAAGAUGAAUGGAAAAUCUGAUGAUAGACCAUUGCCAAGCUCUGUGGUUUCGAAUCCCAGCCUUGUAGAAACAGAGAAACCCGAGGCAGAGAAAGCUACCGUGGAAGUUGAAUAUAUUGAAUCCCAGAACUUGAAUAAUGUUGACGAUGCUGAUGCUGUUCUCAAGUCGGUUCUAGCUGGCCUUGACUCCAAGGAUUGGGUAUCAGUCUGUGACGCUCUUAAUAAUGUUCGUCGCCUUUCCAUAUUCCACAAGGAAACUAUGCUUCAUAUGCUCGAAAAAGUGAUCCCACUCGUCGUGAAAUCACUGAAGAAUCCUAGAAGUGCAGUAUGUAAAACCGCAUGCAUGACAUCUGCAGACAUCUUCAGUGCAUAUAACGACCAUAUUACAGAUCUAUUGGAUUCUCUGCUUACUCAACUCCUCCUCAAAUCAUCCCAAGACAAAAGGUUUGUCUGCGAGGCAGCUGACAAAGCUUUAACAUCAAUGACCAAAUACGUUUCCCCAACUUUGCUGUUACCAAAGCUGCAACCUUGUCUCAAGAACAGGAAUCCUCGGAUCCGUGCAAAAGCAUCAUUAUGCUUUUCCCGAAGUGUACCCCGACUGGGCGUUGAAGGUAUUACAGAAUAUGGAAUCGACAAACUAGUUCAAGCGGCCGCGUCUCAGCUUAGUGAUCAGCUCCCUGAGUCCCGCGAGGCUGCGCGCACCGUCCUACUGGAACUUCAGACCGUGUAUGAAAAAGCUCAACCUCUCAUUAAACCCGAGACUGCAUCAUCGCCAGAGGAAGAGCAACAAACCCUGGAGGCAGAGCCAAUUACGUGGGAAAUCUUCUGCAAGUCAAAGCUGUCGGCUCUAAGCGCACAAGCCGUGCUUCGUGUCACCAAUGUUGUGGCAGUGACUGCUCGGGAGAGUUUGGUUACUACAGGUUCAUCUUCUUCAUCACAGCUAUAAGCCUUCUCUACUAUUUUUUGGGUUUUUCCCUUCUUAAACCGUUUGCUACGGAUCAUACGGUUACAUGGUAUUCUCCGGCCGUGAUUUACCAAAUUGGCAAAUUAUGGACCGGAAAAAAGAGUGAAACUGGUUAUCAAAAAUCUUGGUUUUAUCUUCUUCUUUUUAUGAGUCUUCUUUUCUCUUCAGUCUUCAUCAGUGACUUUCUUCUUAUAUGUUUGUCUAAUGUGUAUAUACAUUCUAUACCAAGAUUUGGUAAUAUAGCCCCGAGUCUUUUGAAAA